Molecule: messenger RNA, 2269 nt
Organism: Nerophis lumbriciformis (worm pipefish)
Lineage: Eukaryota; Metazoa; Chordata; Actinopteri; Syngnathiformes; Syngnathidae
Gene: stub1
Product: STIP1 homology and U-Box containing protein 1
Biological process (GO): cellular response to misfolded protein; protein quality control for misfolded or incompletely synthesized proteins; protein polyubiquitination
Cellular component (GO): Z disc; cytoplasm
Molecular function (GO): protein-folding chaperone binding; ubiquitin protein ligase activity
Source: RefSeq, a predicted model, not a curated record
GUCACUUAGCGUGACGUCAGCACAACAACAAUCUGUCAUGAUAGCUCACCGGAGAGACAUUGAACCCAACACAAUUUCAUAGCGGAUCUUAUGAAACGCGCUUUGUUUAGAUGUGACACGUCUUUUCUAAGUGUUCGAGAUCCAGGCAGGACAGGGUGUUCUUAAAACCUGUCAGUUCAGCCAGCCGAAGAGACGGGGAACAGGAUUGGGAAGCAGGGCGAGGCGGGCCCCGCGGAGCCGGUGGAGAAGAUGGCUGGCAGCCCGGAGAAGAGUUCCACCGCGCAGGAGCUGAAAGAGCAAGGGAACCGCUUGUUCCUCUGUCGCAAGUACCAGGAGGCUGCUACAUGCUACAGCAAAGCUAUAAACCGGAACCCGUCCGUGGCAGUGUACUACACCAACAGGGCCCUGUGCCAUGUGAAGCUGCAGCAGCACGACAAGGCUCUGGCAGACUGUAAGCACGCCCUGGAGCUGGACAGUCAGUCAGUCAAGGCCCACUUCUUCCUGGGGCAGUGUCACCUGGAGCUAGAGAACUACGACGAAGCCAUCGGGAACCUGCAGAAAGCAUACAAUCUGGCAAAAGAACAGAGGCUGAAUUUUGGAGACGACAUCCCGAGCGCCUUGCGUAUUGCCAAGAAAAAGCGUUGGAACAGCAUUGAGGAGAAGCGCAUCAACCAGGAGAACGAGUUGCACGCUUAUCUCAGCAAACUCAUAUUAGCUGAGAAGGAGCGAAAACUUGAAGACUACAAGGAAAAGCAGGACGAAGAUCAAAACGGAGGCGACGCGGCCAAGAUUGCAUCCAAACAUGACAAGUACUUAAUGGACAUGGAUGAGCUCUUCUCUCAAGUCGACGAGAAAAGAAAAAAACGCGAGAUCCCAGAUUAUCUGUGUGGAAAGAUCAGCUUUGAGCUGAUGAGGGAGCCGUGCAUCACACCCAGCGGGAUCACCUACGACCGCAAGGACAUCGAGGAGCACCUGCAGCGAGUGGGCCAUUUUGACCCGGUCACUCGAAGCCCCCUGACCCAGGACCAGCUGAUCCCCAACCUGGCAAUGAAGGAAGUGAUCGAUGCCUUUAUCCAGGAGAACGGUUGGGUGGAGGACUACUAAGAGUUGGAACCCCCCCUUGGCCACCUUGUCCCCCAUUUCUCCAUCUUAAAUCAACAUGAGACUGUCGAGGACACUUCACCUUUGCGCAGUUAUGAACUGUCUCACUAUGGACGACCAAACAGGAGAUGCCGCAACCCUUUGAAUCCUGCUCUGAACCUGUGAGGCUGUACUCCCUUUAAGACUGUCCCACCGUCUACACUUUCAUCCUCCGAUUUCUUUCCACAACAUGGAGGCCAUUCUCUCGGUCUAUUUCUAUCUCGAGUGCCACAAUCCCAGCAAAGCAUCACCUAAUGCUCUCGUGUCCUGCCAAGGGAAAAUAUGUUUUUUGCAUUCAUUGAAACACUUCAACCUGAAAUGGUAACUAUGCCAAAAAAUUACGUUGUCAUUGAGGGGGGUUACUUUGUAUGCAAGUUUACAUGACAGUGGAGGGGGAAAAAAAAAAGUGUGUGUUUUCACUGUUACAAGCUUCACCUCUAGAUGGCGACACAAACCCUUUUGAGCCUCGGCUGCACGCUUUUGAUUGAUGAGCUCUUCUUGUUAAACUCAAGUACAGACAAUUGAAUAAGAUGAAUGUAUGCAUUCUGUGUUGUUUAGUAUGGAGCUGAACAUGUUUUUAAACAGGACACGUUCUUCUCUUAAAAAUCAGGCUCGAACUGGAGAAAUUAAUGAAAAAAAUGGCUGCUGGAUUUUUAUAAAUGCUGAAUAUUCCAUUAAAUGUGUGAGUUUUGUUUAAAGUAAAAAAAAAAAAAAGAACUUAACUGAUCUAAAGACAUCACUUAAAACAAGCCACUUUGGAUGCGCACAAAGUUGCGCAGCGACGCAUACAAAAUUGCUGUUAGCGGUUAUCUUUUCAUGAGAAAUCUGUUGCUUAAACAAUCAUCAGUGUGGAAAAGUAUAGGUCAAAGUUCACUGUGUCAUCCGUGAUCCUGAAAUGCUGGACAGAGAGCGUAAUUUAUCAUCCAUACCUCCCAGCUUUCCUGAAAACUCCACUUUGCAUUGACUGAUAUUUUAGCAAAGUGUAUCACGACCGGCUGCAGACAGUGUACAUAAUUAUUAGCUUUGUGUAUCUCAGAUCUUCUUUUCUGACAAAAUGGGCUAUUUUUGUUAUUUUUUUCUUUCUUGCUGUCCUCCGGUGUAUUAAAUGUAGAUAUGUUGAUAACAUAAA